AUGGACAACAGUCUUACCCUCUUCAUCCGGCGCAAGCACCUCCCUACUCGACACCUCAACCAGCAGCAUCCGCCCCAGCUGCUGCACCGUAUCAACUACCACCGCAUGCAACUAAUCGAUGUUUCCAAGGCUGAUUUUGCACGGAAUCCUCUUGAUACUAGUAUACAAACAAGACUGAAGGCGUUGCUGGACUUGCAAAAGCUCCUGACGAGCCAAAAUUUGCCUCAUGACCAGUUGAUGCUCGUUAAAGACCGAGUCACUGAGCUUGCUGUUGCCGUAAAGAAUCAAGCCCCUAACUCCCUCACACACGCGCCUACACCCCCUAUCGCCGUACAACCAUAUCCUCCUCCACAACAAGUACCCGUAGCAGCACCAGUAGCUCCGAAUCCGCCUGCUUCGGCGCCUCCGGCAGGAGUCUCCCUUGACUCUCUGUUCGGAAAGGGAGCUCUGGCGACUCUAUUGGCGAGGCAGACUCCUACGCCUCAAGUGUCAACACCAUACAUGCCGCCGGCUGCCGUGGCACCCAUACGGUCUCCAACACCUCAGCGCGUUGAGCCACACAAACCUACUGCACCUCCACCCUCGGACCCUAUGGCUCUGCUGAACAUGCUGAGAGGUGCUGGUAUCCUUCGCGGAGCUCCACCGGCAGGCGGUACACCAGUGAAUGUAACACCGGUUCCUCCUCCGCCGUCAGCGCCUCCUCCGAUACCACCUAAUCUAGCCUCCAUCCUUGCUGCUGCGAGGGGAGUUGUACCGCCUCCGCCUCCCCAAGGAGGAAUUAAUAGCAUCGAGCUGAAAGCUUCAUCGCUAAAACUAUUCCGACCUCACCUGUUAUCCUUGUUGUACGAGGACCUCGGUCCGCCAUGUACACAAUGUGGCAGACGCUUCAAGACAGACGAUGAAGGCAAGAAGAAGAAGACGGCGCAUAUGGACUGGCACUUCCGUGUGCAUCAGCGGAUCGCCGAGGCGGAAAGGAGGGGCCAGCACCGGAGCUGGUAUGUUGAUGAGAGGGACUGGAUCAAUUCCCGCGAAGUCAUCGAUACAGAUCACGUAGAGACAUCAGAAGAGUCAAAGGGAGGAGCAGCGAGCGCAGCCUCGAAGGCUCCCAAGCUGAAAUGGAUCCCUGUUCCGGACGACGGCACGAACACGGUGUGCCCAAUCUGCCAGGAGAAGUUCGAGAUGAAGUGGCUCGACGAGGCUCAGGAGUGGGUGUGGAUGGAUGCUCUCCGAGUCGGCAACCGCGCAUAUCAUGCCAGUUGCUACGCUGAGGCGUACAAGGACGGAGGAAGCACGCCGCUUUACUCGCGCAACACACCGGAGCCGGUGCUCGGCAAGCGGAAGGCAGAGGUCAGUCCCGGCUCCUUUAAGAAGAUCAAGGCUUGA
Phaeoacremonium minimum UCRPA7 is the source of this 1383-nucleotide messenger RNA. RefSeq names its product putative mrna cleavage factor complex component pcf11 protein. NCBI's taxonomy places the organism in Eukaryota, Fungi, Ascomycota, Sordariomycetes, Togniniales, Togniniaceae. Bases 1 to 1383 code for a protein of 460 amino acids. Gene Ontology annotation, cellular component: mRNA cleavage factor complex; cytoplasm. The transcript is spliced from 5 exons. Gene Ontology annotation, biological process: termination of RNA polymerase II transcription. The record is from RefSeq and is a predicted model, not a curated record. Gene Ontology annotation, molecular function: RNA polymerase II complex binding; mRNA binding.